Molecule: messenger RNA, 3260 nt
Organism: Dermatophagoides pteronyssinus (European house dust mite)
Lineage: Eukaryota; Metazoa; Arthropoda; Arachnida; Sarcoptiformes; Pyroglyphidae
Molecular function (GO): DNA binding
Source: RefSeq, a predicted model, not a curated record
AAUAAACCAAAUAGAAAAAUUGUUGAUUUUUUUCCCUCUGUCAUGUGUUUUGUGCAUAUUUCUAAACUUCCAACUUAAACUUCUUUAAUCGGCAUUUUCUUUUUCGCAUUUUUUUCAAACCAAAAUUUAUCAAUCUAGUUGCAAACAAACAAAUAAAAUCUGAUUAUCAAUUUUGAAUUUAAUUGUUUAAAAAGCUAUGACAACUAAUUUGUCUAGAAAAACCUUGAUGACAUCAUCAUUAUCGUGUUCAUCCUCAUCUUCAUCUUCGUCGUCGUCGUCGUCACCAUCAUCACCAUCUUCACCAAUAUCAUCUACUUGUUCAUCACCAUUACAAAAACUUCCAACUAUCAAAAUAUCAUUGAAAGAAUUGUCAAAUGUUUGUUCGAAUAAGAAUAAUCGUCAAUUGGUCAAAGAAAUAUCAUAUAAUUCGACAGAUAAUAAUCAAAGAUAUUCGUAUGAUUUAAAAAGUGAUGAUUACAUAUCUGGCCAUAUCAAUAUGGCCGGUUCAUCAACUCAUCGAAAUAAUCAUUCGACAAUAAACAAAAGUCAACGAUUGACAAAUACAAAUCAUUUAUUUCAUAGCCACCAUUCAAAUCAAGUAAAAGAUAGAGAAAUGAUCAACCAUAACCAAAAUAAUAACAUUGAAAUGAUGAAUGCCAUUGAAGAGUUAAGACGUGAAAAUGAUCGUAUUACAAAUGAAUUAGGUGCUACACAAGAUUUGCUAGAUCUUUUCGAACAAUAUCGUGAUCUUGUACAAGAACAUAUGAGUAUCUGUGUUUGUAAUGGCAAAGAUCAACUUUGGUCUCGUUGGAAUCAAUUUGAACAAGAUUAUAAACGUUUAUUACCGAUUAAACAAAAUCAAACACAAAUAGUGAAUAAUAUUAUUCGUAAUGGUGAUGAUCAAUAUGAUGAUAGCGAUAAUCAAAAUGUUCAACAUAAAAAAUUAAUAUCACUUAAAUGUCAUUCAAAUUCGAUGAAUGGUAAUGUUAGAUUUGCUGGCAAAUAUACAUCCACAUCAUCAUCAUCAUCGUUGAAAAAUAAAUUUUCCAAUGAUUUAGAUAUUAGAUUGGUCAACUGUGACAGUGUAAAUGGUCGUCCAGAUAAAAGUUUGGUUCGAUCAUUUUUGGAUAAAAUCCAGCCAAUCAAUUGGAAUAAUUGUAGUUCAAACAAAAAUAUAGUCAAUACUUCAUCAACAAAAAAUCCAGUAACCAUCAUUCCAUAUAGUACAAAAGAUGCUUUAAUUCGUAAACGAUCAUCGGCUAUGUUUAACAAUGAAUCUGUUGCUUAUACAAAACAUCAUCAAAUGAUAAAAAAAUUAAAAAAUACAACAAAUUUUCAGCAACAGCAAACAUUGAUAAACAAUAAUCUGGAAACAAAUCGUCUGGCCGAUCAAGAUGUUGAACGUUUAGAUAAAUUAAAUAAUGCAUUGGAUCAGAUUCUUAUGGGAAAAUUCGAUGCUUUGACACAGUUGGAAACCUAUGUUGUUGACAAAAAUAACAAUAACAAUAAUAGUCGUAUUACAAACAAUGACGAAGAGGAUGAUGAUGGUGAUGAUUCUUCAUCAUAUAAUAAUGAAAUCAACGAUUUGGAUGAUGACGAUGAUGAUUUCAAAGCAAAUGAUGUUCAUUCAAUGAAUAAAACAUCCAUUAUUCUAAAUGGUCAAUCACAUAAAAACAAUUGUGAUAGAGAAUCAGAUCAAAUAUCAGGAGAUUCUGAAGAAGAUUCCAAUGAUGAUGACGAUGUUAUUCUAUUGGAAGAUGACAAUAAUGAAACAAAAAAUAAAUCCAAAACAUUGCCUUUAUCAUCAACAAUAUUAUCAACGGUACUAAAAUCUGGCCUGAAACCAUAUAGCAAUUAUCAAUCUUCGAAUAAUUCGAACAUUUCCAAUGUUCAGCCUGCAAAAACCGACGAUAAAGUUCUGACUAUGUCAAAGAUGAACAGUGCUACCAUACAGAUUUAUCCACCGAAUUUUACGGUUCAAGCAAAAAAUACGAUGAAUGUUCAACAUUCAACAUCACCAUCGGUUGCAUCAUUACCUAAAAGACCUCAUCUAACUAGUGACGAACGAUUGGACAUAAUUAAUCGUUUGAAACGUAAUGAAUCGGGUGCACGAAUUGCACGUGAUUAUGGAAUCACUAAACAGGCUGUUUCGGCCAUCAAACGUCGAGCACAAUUGAUGGGCGAUAAUUUUCAAAACAAGUAUAUUCCAGGUAGCGGUGGUGGUAGUAGUAAUAGUCGAUCAAGCUCAAGAAAUCAAUCACCAACACCGUUGAUUAAUUCUUAUUCCAACAAAAUGUUAAAUUAUUCCGCACAACAAUCGAUAACCAAAGGAAAAUUCGCUGUAACUAUGACUCCCGUAUUGGCAGCCUUUGAUAAUUCUCUUGUCUCAAGGCAAUUAAAACAACAAAAAGUCAAUGCUACAAUAAUGAAACAAAGCACACUUUUAGCUCAGCUUCCACGAUCAACAUCUGAUUUGGUAUUACCUAUUAAUCCUGUUGCCAUCCUUAAAAGCCAAAUGGCUGCCAAACAGCAGCAGCAGCAACAACAACAAAUAUCAUCUCCUAAAUCCGAUAAUAACAAACGAUUAAUUUUAUCAAGGUUAUUACAAGGAACAGAAAAGUAUACACCAAAUUAUGUUACAUCUUGUAAACAACCGGAGAAUAUUACAAAUGUUAAAUUUAAAGAUGAACAAUCAUCAAAAAUUCUUAAGAAUGAAGAAUGUUCAAAUAUAACAACUUUAAAAACUGAAGACAUUUCCGAUGAUCAACAACAACAGAAACAAGAAACAAUCAAUUAUGAAGAUCAAUUAUCAAAAAAUCUAUCAUCUAUCGAUGAUACAGAUAAACAAGAUCAUAAUGAUGAUGAACCAGAAAUAGAUUGCAGGAGUUUAGUCGAUAAUAAUAAUAAUGAAGUUAUCAGUAUUGAUGAUGAUGACGAUGAUGAUGAUGAUGAUGAUGAUGAGGAUGAAGAUAUGCAAGAUGUAAAUGAUAAUAAUGUUAAUAAUGAAGAACUAGUCAACAAUACUAAUGAUGAAGAAUCAAUGGAUGAGGAAUCUAUUCAAAAUCAUCAUCUUGAUAAUCAAUCAAACGAAAAAGAUCAACAAGAAACCGAUGAAUGUUCGACACAAAUGUUGGAACUUUCUUGAUUUUUUUUCCGAACGAAAAUUGUCCUCAUAGAUUUGUCAUUGCAAUUAACCAUUUUAUUUUUUUUUCAUUUUUUAUCAUUUAAUUUAAUUGUAAAAAUAUGAAUCUCAUUUUUCA